CAGUGGCUUUGACUUACAGUGCGCUUGAUCGGGUUUCGGUGGGUCUUGUUUUGUAACGAUUCUCGCAUAACUAAAAUACCUAUGGGACGAUCGAAAGCGGCAUCGUGGAAAACCGCCGCAAUUCAGGACGAAGACGACGUCUAUGGAGAUGAAUAUGAAGGCUACGUAGACAAUGAAGAGGAAGAAACAUAUACCAGUGAGGAUGAAGAACAAGGUAUGGAUGAGGACGAAUUUGACGAAGACGAAGACGAAGACGACGUAGAGGAUGAAGAAGAGGAAGACGAAGAGGACCAAAAAACUAAAAUGGCCAAGUUGAAACGAACUCUCGCUCACGUUUCGUUUGAACAAUUGGCUGAAAUCAAGAGUAAAAUGGGCAUGAAGGAAUUCAGCAAAGCCAGACGAGGAACAGAAGUUGAAAAAAAACCCAUUGCAUCUAUAUCCCGAGAGCAGAUCGCCAAGGAUCUACAUGCAGCAAAGAAGAAAGCCAGUGACGGCAGCAAAGUCAAACGCACAAAAGAAGACAUGAAACGAAGUAGCAAGCAUAGUCCGAUGGAGAUGUCUUCAAAAAGAGCGGUGGGUCGUUUCCGUCAAGUUGUCGAAGCACCAGCAGCGAAACGAAGAGAUCCACGGUUUGAUAAGUUAUCUGGUCAUUUGAACCAAGAGCUGUUUGAAAAAUCCUAUGAAUUCUUGAACGACUACAGACAAUCGGAGAUUGCCAUGCUCAAGGAGAGCAUUCGAAAAGAAAAGGAUCCAGAGGAGCGUGAGAAAAUGCAACUCGUACUUACAAAGAUGCAAUCUCGCGAAUAUGCUGAGAAGGAAGCGAAACGCAAGCAGAAUUUGGUGAGAGAAAGAAAGAAGAAGGAAGCCGAACUAGUGGAACAGGGCAAGAAACCGUACUUCUUGAAACGAUCCGAGAAACGCAAGAUGGAAUUGAUCGAUAAAUAUAAGCAAUACGGCGAGAAGAAUAUCGAGCGUAUUCUCGAAAAACGACGCAAGAAGAAUGCGGCAAAGGAUCAUCGUCGCAUCCCUUUCAAAAGACGAUCCGAGUAGACGGAUUCAUGCACCGACCCACCAUUUUAUUCAAGACACUGAUCAUGAUUACCACUUUGUUGGUAUUUUGUACCAUAUCGCAUACAAUAAACUUAAAAUCGUAUAUCUUGGAAUGUAUCACUGUUACCUUGCUGAACACUGCCAAGAAAC
Messenger RNA from Radiomyces spectabilis, 1200 nucleotides. RefSeq lists its product as uncharacterized. Gene Ontology annotation, cellular component: 90S preribosome; nucleolus. Gene Ontology annotation, biological process: maturation of SSU-rRNA from tricistronic rRNA transcript (SSU-rRNA, 5.8S rRNA, LSU-rRNA). Lineage: Eukaryota; Fungi; Mucoromycota; Mucoromycetes; Mucorales; Radiomycetaceae. Bases 82 to 1050 code for a protein of 322 amino acids. The transcript is spliced from 7 exons. The record is from RefSeq and is a predicted model, not a curated record.